Messenger RNA from Sphaerodactylus townsendi, 1176 nucleotides. It is a transcript of the gene SLC38A3, whose product is annotated as solute carrier family 38 member 3. The record is from RefSeq and is a predicted model, not a curated record. NCBI's taxonomy places the organism in Eukaryota, Metazoa, Chordata, Lepidosauria, Squamata, Sphaerodactylidae. Gene Ontology annotation, molecular function: L-histidine transmembrane transporter activity; L-glutamine transmembrane transporter activity; L-asparagine transmembrane transporter activity. The transcript is spliced from 7 exons. Gene Ontology annotation, biological process: histidine transport; amino acid transmembrane transport; asparagine transport. Bases 268 to 828 code for a protein of 186 amino acids.
CAGCACUGUAAUCUGCGAGCGCAGAGAGAGCGAGGAGGGCGCCGCGAGACUGCCGAGCGCACCGAGAAGCGACAAGUUUGGCCGGGUUGUGCCCGCGAGGAACCGAGGCAGCCGCUGGGACCGGGUCCGGGACCGAAGGGGCAGGCAGGCACAUACAGCACCACCAAGGAGACAGGCCUCUGCAGCUUGCUUCUCUACAGUUGUUGGCUGCUUACUUGAAAGUUGUCAGGAAAGAAGAAGGGAAAGUGCUCACAUCAAAUUGCAGAGAUGAAUUCCACAGCGAUCCCCAUCCAAACAGAAAUGGUGGAACUGGUACCAAAUGGAAAACACUCAGCGCUGAAUGCCUCAUCUGUCCCUUCAUUGGGAAAUGACAGAUUUGAGGAGAACCAGGCAAAUCUGACAGAGAUGGAGGAGUUCCUUCCACAUGGUGCUGUAAAGAAACAGACCCACUUCACAGACUUUGAAGGGAAGACCUCUUUUGGGAUGUCCGUUUUCAACCUGAGCAAUGCCAUCAUGGGCAGCGGGAUCCUUGGGCUAGCGUAUGCUAUGGCCAAUACCGGCAUCCUCCUCUUUCUGUUCCUCUUGACUGCUGUAGCUCUGUUGUCCAGUUAUUCCAUUCACUUGUUGCUCAAAUCCUCAGGAAUUGUUGGAAUCCGAGCCUAUGAACAGCUGGGAUUCAGGGCCUUUGGAACUCCAGGGAAAUUGGCAGCUGGCAUUGCUAUAACACUGCAGAAUAUUGGAGCCAUGUCAAGCUACCUGUACAUUGUGAAGUCUGAGGUGCCUCUGGUCAUCCAAACCUUCCUCAACCUGGAAGAGAAGACAGCGUAAGCAUUUUUCACCUGGUUCUUCUUUUCUGUCCCCAGCUUGCCUUCUUCUCUCUUUUGCCUCACCUAUCUGUGCAGUCCAUGAUUCACAGAAUCACACUGUUGUAGUCAGCAGAGGGUGUGAGAUCAGCGGAUUGAUUAAGGUGAUGGAUUCGUGUAUUCUCAGCAGUUUUAUAAGUUACAUGGCAUUUGCAAAUUACAUGGCAGAAAACUCUUGUUUUACUCCAUAGUUGCUGUGAGUCCCAUGGCCAAACCAAGUUCUGUGGUACAUGUUCCCCUACCACAAAUUCUGUUGAAAAUAUGCAGAAUCUUUUGAAAUAAAAAAAAAUGAAGACCAGGGGGCAUACAUUGA